Messenger RNA from Megachile rotundata (alfalfa leafcutting bee), 708 nucleotides. Its product is annotated as thioredoxin-2. Gene Ontology annotation, molecular function: protein-disulfide reductase activity. NCBI's taxonomy places the organism in Eukaryota, Metazoa, Arthropoda, Insecta, Hymenoptera, Megachilidae. The record is from RefSeq and is a predicted model, not a curated record.
ACUUCGUGUUUAACCGUGACACCACCCUAAGAACACAAACAUAGGAAGGAGAAAGCGAAUCCUGAAGUGAAAAAGAGUUAGCCUGAAAGAACGAAAGAGAAGGAGAGAAAAGAACGGAACUACCGAGGAUCUGAGUCAGAAUUUCUGACCACAGUCGCUCAGUCGCUAACGAAGUACCGAAACGAGCAGUUGUGCGCUACUUGUGCUUCAUUUCCAAACGUAUUUCUUGUAAGAAAUAAAAAUGAUCGUCGAGGUUGAGAAUUCCGCAGAUUUGAAGAGCAAGUUGGAGAAGGCGGGCGACAGUUUAGUCGUAAUCGACUUCUUCGCAACAUGGUGUGGUCCUUGCAAAAUGAUUGCACCUAAAAUAGAAGAAUUAGAAAAGGAAAUGACCGGUGUUCUCUUCUUCAAAGUUAAUGUUGAUCAGUGUGAAGAUCUUGCUAAUGAAUAUGAAAUCACUAGUAUGCCUACCUUUGUUUUCAUCAAGAGUGGCAAAGUGGUCGAAACAUUUGCAGGCGCUAACUACGAUAGAGUUAAAAACACAGUUCUAAAAUACAAGUGAAUAUAAUCAAUUUUAUUAAUAAAGUUUUGUUAAGCAGAAAUGUCUAUUGAUUACUAUUAAUCAGUAAGAGUAACUAGCAAAAGCCAUAUAAUCAUUAAAAAUGAAGUUAUGUUUCAUCUGUAAAGUAAAUAUAAGGAGAUACAGAAUUU